AUGUUUCCCUCGUUAGCUCUUUUCCUCGUGGCCGGGAUUACUGCAGGCGCUGCAGCCAGCAGCAGUGGCUGCGUCGGUACAAUCUCAUCCUUGGACGACGUUAGCAGUGCUGUCCAAUGCACGACGGUGAAUAUUAAUGCGUUCACCGUCCCUGGUGGAGAAACCUUCGAACUGCAGUUGCUGGAUGGUACCACUGUCAAUGUUUUGGGCGAGAUUCAGUUCGGAAAUUUGAGCUGGGCCGGUCCCCUAUUCCGGGUGAUAGGGAAUGACGUUACCUUCAAUGGAAACAACCAGAGGUGGGAUGGUGGAGGACCUUUUUACUGGGACGGUCAAGGUUCCAAUGGUGGUGUCACAAAACCACGCCCAAUGAUGCAAAUAUCGAUCUCGGGCACCUUGAACGACGUUUAUGUCGUAAACUCUCCCGCCCACGUCUUUGCAAUCACAAAUCCAGGACCUCUCACUAUCUCUGGCGCCACUGUCGAUGAUUUGCAGGGCAACUAUCCCAACUCGCGAAGCGGAAACGGCGCCGCCGGACACAACACCGACGGCUUUGAUAUUAGCGGUAGUGAUAUACUCAUUCAAAAUUGCACUGUCCUCAAUCAGGACGAUUGUUUGGCUAUCAGCAGGGGAACAAAUAUCACAUUUGCCGACAACUACUGUGAAAACGGUCAUGGUAUCUCCAUUGGCUCCAUCUCGUCAAAUGUAGUCGUUUCCGACAUCGCGAUUAUCGGAAACCAUGUUGUUAGCAGCUUAUACUCGUUUCGUAUCAAGACCGAUACAUCUGCGACAAACAGUGUAGUGAAGAAUGUUACGUAUAGCGACAAUGUUGCAACCAACUGUACCGAUUUUGGCGUUCUGAUCACCCAGAGCUAUCCCUCCAACCUGGGUACCCCGGGCAACGGGGCCACUAUCUCUGAUAUCAACUUCAACCAUGGCACCACUUCCUUGACAGCCGACAGCGGUGCUUACAGGGUUGCAGUGAACUGUGGAAGUGGAUCGUGCACAGGUGACUGGGAUUGGUCUGGUUUGAAGACAAGUGGUGGUAAAGCUGGAUCCAUCAUCAACAACAAUCUCAUUACUGGAUUCGUUGACACACAGUGAGAUGACCCGCCGUGUGUUGAUAUAUACAACUUGCUAUUAAUUCUCCUGUCAUACUUGCCUGUUAGAACUAUAUAGUAAUUCACCACGUCACUUAAGCUAGACUCGUAUUGACUUAGACUAGACUCACCUUACUCGAAGUUGUUCUAGUGACCGGAUGCUUAGCUUCCCUUGUGGUCAAAAAAAACAUAUAGCUGCAUGCAGAUAUCGUGUUAUAUGCUCUUUUUCUUACACAUUUUUGUCACACUGUUAUUUGUGAUAUUAUGUUAUUUUCGGGACGAGCCAGAACCGAGACCCAUGUACCGAACCACGGAGAACCGAACUAAAAAUCUGGUUCGGAUCAUGGUUCUGAACCAGACCGCGGCAGCACUAAGUCGAACUCGAGAU
This is a messenger RNA of Suillus discolor, 1485 nucleotides long. Its product is annotated as glycoside hydrolase. The transcript has 17 exons. Gene Ontology annotation, biological process: pectin catabolic process. NCBI's taxonomy places the organism in Eukaryota, Fungi, Basidiomycota, Agaricomycetes, Boletales, Suillaceae. Gene Ontology annotation, molecular function: polygalacturonase activity. Gene Ontology annotation, cellular component: extracellular region. The record is from RefSeq and is a predicted model, not a curated record. Bases 1 to 1101 code for a protein of 366 amino acids.